AAUUAUUAUAUCCUAUCUAAAUACUAAAAAGGAUUUAAAAAUUUAAAUGGUUUUCAUUAAAAUGAUUUAAUCGAACAUUCCUAUAAACGUGUUCUGUUCAACAUAAACAUAACCUCAAAGCAAGAAGUAACUUUCUUAAACUGCUAGAUAAGUGAUUAAAAUGGUACUAACACAAGGUCAAGUAAAUGAAAUUUUAAAAUUAAUUAGUCACCACGAUUCUAAUCGACAAGAUGUAAUAUCUUUAUUAUUAAAUGAUCCCAUAACUGCAAAUUUUGUUAUAAGUUACAUACGAAAUGGGUUGAAUACGGUUCUACAAUACGAAAGCACCCUUAAUUUAUUGUCUGGAAUGGUGAUGAGCUUUUCUAAAGAUAUACUAAGCGAUCAUUUAAUGAAUUUUAUUGAAAAGGUUAUUGGCAAUCGCAAAGAUUCUUAUGCAAAAUUUCAAUUUUUAGAAAGAUCUUUAAGAUGUGUGAGUAUUUACGAUGUGGUUAACAAACAAACAAUAGGUGUUACGAUAGGCAAAAUCAUUGAAAAAUGUGUUUCGAUUGAAAUGAAUUCAAGUUUAGAAUUAGACGCGUUGUCUUGUUUACAAGCGUGUUUAGAAUUUUAUCCAGGAAAUUGUCUCCCGCAUAAGAAUAAACUGGAAAAUCACAUUGUGGGUUAUUUAAAGUAUGAAAAACAAAAUCAAUUUGUAAUCGAAAAAGCUGGAAAGUGCUUUCAUUAUUUACAACAGUGUGGCCCCACAAAGAAUCACACUCAAAAUUGGAGCAACGCUUUCGUUAAAAUCAUUUCAACCAUAAAAGAAUUAUUAAAGUGUUUAGACAACAAUCAAUAUAAAUUUAAUGAAAGUAAUGAUUUUUUUUCGUUAAAUGUGGAUAGUGAAACGAAUACUAAGCUUUUUCUUCUCGAAUGUCGAUUGGAAAAUUUAAUUCAUUUUGCAACUGCUUUGAUACGAUACAAAUUUAAUUCUCCGAAAGCUCUUAAACCAGAUUUAUUUUUAAAUCUUUUGAGCUCUCGGGUUAACAACGACCUCAUAAAUGAAUCAACUACAAUUGAAUCGUGUCUUACAAACAGUAUAAGGGGACGUGUUGAAAUGCAAUUAUUUAAAUUAUUUCGAUUAUUUCUGAAAAUGUUAGGGGUCAUUUUGAUUCCAUAUUCAUAUAAAAUAACUAAAAUUCUCUUGGAUAAAUUAAGCGAAACGGAAAAUAUUGAUUAUAAAAAGAUUCUUUAUGAAGUAAUCGGAUAUUUUGUGAGUGUGUUAAAAAGUAACGUGAAUUCAACAUAUCAUAAAAGAUUGGUUGAAUUAAUUUUGGUAGAUGUUAAACCGAUUGUUAGUAAUGUUACUUUAAAUGUUUCGAAAAAACCAUCAAAAGUUCGACAAGAAAUUACUGUACAGCAUACUAUAGUUUCCAUUGGAAAUGAUUUGAUAUCAAAAGAGGAAGUUUGUAUUUCUGCUUUAAAUUGCUUAAAAAUGGUUUUGACCCAUUUAAAUUUGAAUAUAAAGCAGAAUUAUCUAAAACAGAUGUAUAAUAUGAUUUGUAAUACCUUACGUUCAAUUCAAAAUGGAAUUGAUACUCCUCCAUAUAUCUCAAAAAAAUCAAUUGGGAAAUUAUAUGAAGUUAUUGUUGCUAGUUUGGAGCAAAAACAUCCCCCUUCUUUACCUGUUAUUAUUAAGUUAUUAAAAACGGGUUUAUCAACUGGGAAUGAUGAUAUAUCAUGUAUUUGUACAGUCGGUUUAAUGACAAUUGAGAAAAUUUGCCAACCAAUUCGGCCGUUAGUUUAUUCUUGUAAUAGAGUUGAAAAUUAUGCAAGAAUGAAUAACCAAGACCAACAAGAUAGUAUGGAUACUAGUGCGGAAAUGGUCGAUUUAGACAUUGAAAUCAAAAGUGGGGAUACGAGUGGCAACAUUACAUUAUCUUCUAUUGAAUGUAAGUCAAAUAUAAACGAAGAAAGUCCGAAACGUGAACCACAAGAUUUAAAUGAUGAAGAGAUGACGGAAUUAGAUAACAACACAGGUGUAAAUGGAAAAUUAAAUGUUGAAGCAAGGGUUGAUGUAACAAGAAUAAGAGAAGAUGGUUAUACGUUAUUAGAAAUGUUAGGUUCUUUUAAAGAUAGUUAAAUGAAACGACUAAAUAAAUCUUUUUACUUUC
Molecule: messenger RNA, 2150 nt
Organism: Onthophagus taurus
Lineage: Eukaryota; Metazoa; Arthropoda; Insecta; Coleoptera; Scarabaeidae
Biological process (GO): rRNA processing
Cellular component (GO): nucleus
Source: RefSeq, a predicted model, not a curated record